Molecule: messenger RNA, 1701 nt
Organism: Carlito syrichta (Philippine tarsier)
Lineage: Eukaryota; Metazoa; Chordata; Mammalia; Primates; Tarsiidae
Product: ATP-dependent RNA helicase DDX3X-like
Exons: 1
Biological process (GO): cell differentiation; gamete generation
Cellular component (GO): P granule; nucleus
Molecular function (GO): RNA binding; ATP binding; RNA helicase activity
Source: RefSeq, a predicted model, not a curated record
GACCGCGGGCGGAGUGAUUACGAUGGCGGCGUCGGCGCCCGCGGGGACAGAGGCGGCUUCGGCAGACUCGAGGGCGGGGCCCACCCCCGCUGGGGCGACAGGUCGGAGGACGAAGACUGGUCCAAGCCCCUCCCGCCGAGCGAGCGCUUGGAGCAGGAGCUCUUUUCCGGCGGCAACACGGGCAUCAACUUCGAGAAGUACGACGACAUUCCCGUCGAGGCCACCGGCCACCGCUGCCCUCCGCGCAUCGAAAGCUUCAGCGACGUGGACAUGGGCGAGAUCAUCAUGGGGAACAUCGAGCUGACGCGCUACACUCGCCCGACCCCGGUGCAGAAGCACGCCAUUCCUAUCAUCCGAGACAAAAGAGACCUGAUGGCCUGCGCCCAGACGGGCUCCGGGAAGACGGCCGCCUUCCUCUUGCCCAUCCUGAGUCAGAUUUUCGCCGACGGCCCCGGCGAGGCGCUGCGGGCCCUGAGGGAGAACGAAAGGUUCGGGCGCCGCAAGCAGUACCCGAUCUCCUUGGUCUUAGCCCCCACGAGGGAGCUGGCAGUGCAGAUCUAUGAGGAGGCCAGGAAGUUUUCGUACCGGUCCAGAGUGCGUCCUUGCGUGGUUUACGGCGGGGCUGACAUCGGCCAGCAGAUCCGAAACUUGGAACGCGGAUGCCACUUGCUGGUCGCCACGCCCGGACGGCUGGUGGAUAUGAUGGAAAGAGGAAAGAUCGGACUCGACUUUUGCAAAUACUUGGUGUUAGACGAAGCCGACCGGAUGCUGGACAUGGGGUUCGAACCUCAGAUACGUAGGAUAGUGGAACAAGAUACCAUGCCUCCCAAGGGUGUCCGCCACACUAUGAUGUUUAGUGCUACUUUUCCUAAGGAAAUACAGAUCCUCGCUUGUGAUUUCCUGGAUGAAUAUAUCUUUUUGGCUGUAGGAAGAGUCGGGUCCACCUCUGAGAACAUCACACAAAAAGUAGUUUGGGUGGAGGAAGCCGACAAACGGUCGUUUCUGCUUGACCUUCUGAACGCAACGGGCAAGGAUUCACUGACCUUAGUGUUUGUGGAGACCAAAAGGGGUGCAGAUUCUCUGGAAGAUUUCUUAUACCGUGAAGGAUAUGCUUGUAACAGUAUCCAUGGAGACCGAUCUCAGCGAGAUAGGGAAAAGGCCCUUCAUCAGUUCCGCUCUGGAAAAAGCCCCAUUCUGGUGGCUACUGCAGUCGCAGCAAGAGGACUGGACAUUUCAAAUGUGAAACAUGUUAUCAAUUUUGACUUGCCAAGUGAUAUUGAAGAAUACGUACAUCGCAUUGGCCGUACAGGACGUGUAGGAAACCUUGGCUUGGCCACUUCAUUCUUUAACGAGAGGAACAUGAAUAUUACUAAGGAUUUGUUGGAUCUUCUUACCGAAGCUAAACAAGAAGUGCCAUCCUGGUUAGAAAACAUGGCUUAUGAACAACACCACAAGGGUAGCAGUCGUGGACGUUCAAAGACUAGUAGAUUUAGUGGAGGAUUUGCUGCCAGAGACUACAGACAAAGCAGUGGUGCCAGCACUUCCACCUUUAGCAACAGCCUCAUGACCAGCAGCCGCAGUGGUGGAGGUGGCCACAGCAGCAGCCGAGGAUUUGGUGGAGGGAGCUAUGGAGGCUUUUACCACAGUGAUGGAUAUGGUGGAAAUUACAACUCCCAAGCAGUUGACUGGUGGGGAAACUGA